AUGGCCAUUGGCGACGGGGUGCUCACACCAACAAUAUCAGGUUCCCUGCCGGCGAUAUGAUACCUUCUUGGGCAAUUUUCCCUUUUAUUCCGCUUUUUGGUCGCUCUAGAACACGAUUUCCGGACGAAUCCAGUCAUCUGUGAAGGAUUCCAUCCUCUAGAACAUGUUUUUCGGAAAAAAAAAAUCGGUCAUCUGCGAAGAAUUUCAUCCAUCAUCAUGCUAAAACCCUUCCCUCGGAUUGAGAAUUUGAGCUUGUCUGAAAGAUUCAGAGUACAGUGCCUCUGAACCUCCUGGUUUUUACACCCAUGAGCUCAAAAAGGUAAAUCAUUAAAGCUUCUGACGGCGCGAUUAAAUCAUUAAAGGUAGAUCAGUUCAGAUGGGACUUAUUAACUGUGGGUUUAUUUCUCUCGGGUGGCCUCCAUACAUAUUAACUGGUUUUUUCACAAUCCGCAUGAGAUUUUCUCUUGAAUUCAUCACAGUUUUAAUAUUUCUUUGGGUUUUUUAAAAUUUUUCCCCAGUUCUUUCAGCAGUAUCAGGCGUGAGGGUGAAACUGACUCAUCUGCAUGAGAGUAAGUGAACCUCCUGCUGCAGCCAAGAGAGCUCGAAUUCGGAUAUCUCCCGCGUAUAACGAUCCAACUCGCUUUUCAGACUAUGUUGUGGCGAUCUCAUGCAUAAUCUUGGUGGGCCUCUUCUCUCUCCAGCACCACGGCACCCACCGGGUCGCCUUCAUCUUUGCUCCAAUUGUUGCAGCCUGGCUUCUUUGCAUCAGCUCCAUUGGAGUGUACAACAUAGCUCGGUGGAAUCCGGGCAUAUUUCGCGCCAUUUCACCCUCCUACCUCGUGAGGUUCCUCAGGGCAACCGGGGUCGAAGGAUGGGUUUCCCUUGGCGGGGUCGUUCUCUGCAUUACAGGUACGAUGCAAUAAAUAGAUAGAUAGAUAGAGAGAGAGAGAGAGAGAGAGAGAGAGAGAGAGAGAGAGGAUGAAUGAAGAUGCCGGGGAAUGACAGUCUGCGACGUAAUUUGUUCAGGAGCGGAGACCAUGUUUGCUGAUCUGGGGCAUUUCUCGCCGACUUCAAUAAAGGUAGCGCCUUUCCCCAUCUGAAACAGCAGAGUGUGGAACCCGUUUCCCGAAGCUUCGUUCUAAGGCGACAACCUUGAGUUUCAGAUCGCCUUCUCCUUUCUCGUGUAUCCCUGUCUGGUUCUGGCGUACAUGGGAGAGGCGGCCUUCUUGUCCAGGCAUCACGAAGAUAUACAGAGGAGUUUCUACAGGGCCAUACCAGGCAAGGCGUAUCACCUGAUGGAUGCUGCCCGAGUUAACCUAACUCCCCGGCGUGUUUCCUGAUUCAUAGAAGCAUUUGUGAUGCAGAAGCUGUGUUCUGGCCGGUUUUCCUGGUGGCGACUUCUGCGGCUGUCGUGGGGAGCCAGGCGGCGAUUUCGGCGACCUUCUCGAUCGUGAGCCAGUGCUGUGCGCUGAAUUGCUUCCCCCGCGUGAAGAUCAUUCAUACGUCGAAGAAGAUAUAUGGGCAGGUCUACAUCCCCGAGGUCAACUGGGUUCUGAUGUGCCUCUGCUUAGCGGUCACCAUUGGGUUAAGGGACACCAACAAAAUCGGCCAUGCUUAUGGUACGCCCAUCAUCCUCCAAUGGAAAGUUCUUCACCAUCAUCUCUCACUCUCUCUCUCUCUUGGGUUUUUGCAAGCUUACGAAUCAUCUCUCUCUCUCUCUCUCUCUCUCUCUCUCUCUCUCUCUCUCUCUCUCUCUCUCUCUCUCUCUCUCUUGGUGGUUUUCAGGGCUGGCUGUUUCCACGGUGAUGUUUGUGACCACCUGCUUGAUGUCUCUGGUCAUGAUAAUCGUGUGGAAGCAGAGAAUGGUGUGGGCCACUCUCUUUCUGGUGUUCUUCGGAUCCAUCGAGAUGCUCUACGUUUCGGCCUCGACCGUGAAGGUCCCAGAAGGGGGUUGGAUCCCUCUCUCGCUGUCUGCGGUGUUCAUGGUGAUCAUGUACGUGUGGAACUACGGCACUCUGAAGAAGCACGAGUUCGACCUGGAGAACAAGGUCUCCAUGAAGAGGAUCCUCGCUCUGGGCCCCAGCCUAGGGAUGGUCCGCGUUCCCGGGAUCGGCCUCAUCUACGCCGAUAUAGUCACGGGUUUGCCGUCCAUCUUUGGCCACUUCGCCACCAACCUCCCCGCCUUCCACCAGGUCCUGGUUUUCGUCUGCGUGAAGUCCGUUCAGGUGCCGCACGUCUCCGACGAGGAGCGGUUCCUGGUCGGCCGGCUCGGCCCCGAGGAGUUCAGGAUGUUCAGGUGCGUAGUGAGGUACGGCUACAGGGAUCUGCAGCAGGAGAACCAUGACUUCGAGGCCCAGCUAGUCUCGAGGAUCUUGGCCUUCGUGGAGAUGGAAGGAGAGGACUGCAUGGUGGUGUCCAGGGGGAGGUAUCUCUCCGAGCUGGGGGCGAUCUCAGAUGGCGACAGCCUCUCAAAUCCGGCGCUACCCAGUCCGGCGGACGGCGGCGGAAGCCCCGCCCAUGACCGGUCCGGCGACAUCGAGGUGGAGAAACCAGAGGACCGCGGCCUGGCAGAGUGCUCCUUCAUCACCAAGGACGAGUCUGUGGAGAUCCUCAGAGCCAGGGAGUCCGGAGUCGCCUAUAUCCUAGGGCGCUCCCACGCCAAGGCGAAGAAAUCGUCCCCCUUAAUCAAGAAGAUCGCCAUCAAUAUCAUCUUUGGCUUCCUCAGCAAGAAUUGCAGGGGAUCUGAGGUCGUUCUGAACGUCCCUUACUCCUCAGUUCUCGAAGUCGGCAUGGUUUACUACAUCUGA
Messenger RNA from Spirodela intermedia, 2807 nucleotides. NCBI's taxonomy places the organism in Eukaryota, Viridiplantae, Streptophyta, Magnoliopsida, Alismatales, Araceae. The record is from the annotation of a GenBank genome assembly.